This is a messenger RNA of Brassica napus (rape), 839 nucleotides long. RefSeq lists its product as uncharacterized. Lineage: Eukaryota; Viridiplantae; Streptophyta; Magnoliopsida; Brassicales; Brassicaceae. The coding region runs from base 430 to 660 and encodes 76 amino acids. The record is from RefSeq and is a predicted model, not a curated record. The transcript has 2 exons.
AAGUAGUUACCAAGAGGUCCAGGGAAGAUGAUCUGCUGAAUGCUGGUAGCAGGCUAGCAGCUAUUGUUAAUGAAAAGAAGAAUCAGGCGACCGUAACACAAGUUCUUUGUGAGAAUUGAUCAGGAGGGACUGACUGACUCUAGAAUUGCUACCAAGAGUUGAUAAAAUAUUAUUAUUUGGCCCGUUCGACUUGAGCUAAACACUCUAAGUGAAUAAGAGGGUCUUUGAGGCUUUUGUUUUAGGCCCUAGUCGGACAUAUUGGAGUAGUGAAGCAAAGAAGCAAGCAAGAGCAUAGUACACUUUCCUCCUUUGACGCAGGUAGAACAACUCCAUCACUCACAAAGCUUAGACCUUUACUUACGUAAGUGCUUCCUCACCUCUCUCUGUCUCUUUCUCAGUCGUCUUCACCCUCGAGUUGUUGGUUGGACAAUGAAGAAGGGAAUACAUCCACAGAUGCAAUGGAUCUCUUAUGUGACACAGAGCGGUAGAUUGAUGCACGUCAUGAUGACAAGGAUCCACCAUGUUGGCAAAGUCUAUCACUUUGGCGCUAAGCGUCAGUUGGCUCAAAGCAUUGGCCAGAUUGCCAAGUUCAAGCGUAGGUUUAACGAGCAAGAGGAAGAACCUUCCCAUGACAAUAACAUCGACAACCAGAACAAGUAACUGCCUACUCCAACUCUUCUUCUCUCUUUCCUUUCCUCAAAAACCAAAUUUGAACAAGGCUGAAGACUUUGCACUUUUGCUCAAGGCACUAUGAACCUUGCUUUUGUUUCUUCUGAUUGAUUUUCACAGUUCUUGAGUCGCACUGUUUCAUCAAUAAAAAAAUUAUUAUUGUUCUUUGA